CAAUCUUUGUAAACUUAUAUUUUUUUCUAUAAAAAAAGAAGAUUAUAAACAAAAUUAUGCCAGGAGGAUCAUAUAGUAGUCAUGAUGAUAAUUUUUUUGAGGUGUUUCUAGUAGGUUGGUUAAUUAGACAAGAACAAUUUCAAAAUGAACUUGUUGUAGCACAAGAUACUUUUGAUGAUCAAGAAAAUGAUAUGAGAGACCUUAUUUCUAGGGUUUUAGCUCAUUAUCAACAAUAUUAUGAAGAAAAAUCAAGAAUGACUCAUAGGAAUGUUUUUAGAGUCUUUUCACCUACUUGGUUCUCUCCACUUGAAAGAAGCUUCUUAUGGAUCACAGGGUUCAAUCCCGGCCUAGUUUUCAAUCUGGUAACUGAUUCCAUAAACGAUUUGAGUGAACAUCAAGUUGAAAGGCUCAACUGGUUGAAACAAGAGACAAAGGCUCAAGAAAGGUCCCUAACGGAGGAGUUAGCACAAAUCCAAGAGAGUGUGGCUUCACCGCCGUUGGCGGAUCUAGCACGUCGAUUAGGAAUGCAACUUAUAUACACUGACAAUAUAAAUACAGAUAUCGAGGAGGUUGAUAGAGACAUAGACCAAUUGAAGAUGGCCUUGGAGAAUGUGGUGACGGAUGCUGAUAGGUUAAGGACAAGAACAGCUGAAAGAGUUGUAGGGUUACUUAGUCCUUUGCAAGGUGUGAAGUUUUUGAGUGCUGUAGGUCAGCUUCAAUUGAGGGCAAGGAUGAUGGGAAUGGAAAGAGAAGUUGAGAGGCAACAACAAAGAAAUGAAGAUACAAAUGGAUGGUGAAAUACUUCCUACCAUCUGGUUGCUCGAACUCUUCGAAAAUAUGUAUCGUUAAGUCUGAUAUGUAAUAUAGGUAAUUAGUUGCUUGAACUCUUUAAAAAUAUGUAUUUGUUUAGUCGAAUAAUAUUUUUGAAAAAAUAUGUAUCGUUCAUCUGAUAUUCAAUAUGCUAUUUGGUUGUUUGAACCCUCUUCAAAAAUAUGUAUU
Molecule: messenger RNA, 999 nt
Organism: Solanum pennellii
Lineage: Eukaryota; Viridiplantae; Streptophyta; Magnoliopsida; Solanales; Solanaceae
Product: protein DOG1-like 4
Exons: 2
Coding region: 57-797 (246 amino acids)
Biological process (GO): DNA-templated transcription
Molecular function (GO): sequence-specific DNA binding
Source: RefSeq, a predicted model, not a curated record